UUGUAUUAAAACAAUUCAUGUGACAGUGUGUUGCCAGUGUUUUGGUACGUGAGUAAAAUACUUUAAAAAAGGUCCUGUUUUGUUUUCCAUUCUCUCUUUUACUUACAAAACUGAAAGAAGCAUACGUCAGUUAUGGUUUGUUCUGAAGAGUAGUAAACAAAUAGUUUCGUGACUAAGGAAUACGUUUCAUUCAUACUUGGCUACAAUUUUGUGGUUUUCAAAUUGAUAAUUAAUCGCAUCGUCAACAUACCGCGGCAAGGACGUCAAAUUAAGUGUCCCCGGUGACCCACUCUGCGUGUCAAUCAUUUAUCACUGAGUUAUUUUAUUGAGGUGUGUUGGUAAAUACGUCGUUACGCAUACGGAAGUAAAUUAUAAGAUGGCUGACUCCAAGCAAAAUAACACUUCAGUGUCAACUUUUGCCACUUUCUUAUUAGUAGUCUACUUCAUGUCUUCAUCGCAAGUUGAUGCAGAUCUUCUUGUUGAUCCUACGUUGAUUGGGCAAGAGCUGCAGUCUAUUGCGACGAACGCACUCGGUGUGGACGAAAUGCAGAAACAUUUUGAAAGCCUUCAAUACCAUGACCAACUCAUAUCAGGAGAUGACAUCAUUAACUUGGCCGGAAAGCUUCGUAACAGGUUUACGAGAAGGUUUGAUAUUGCAAAACGCCUUCAGAAGGCAGUUGAGGACUCGUACUCCAGGACUAUGAGUACCGCGCCACAAAAAGAAUGCUGCCUAGUCAAUAAAUCGACGCUGACGUACGAUGCACGGUUUCGUUCCAAAGUCGACCUAGACACUAUCUGCCUGAAAAUUUCUGGUCAUGCUCCUGAAAAUCCUGGAUAUUUAGACCACAGAUUUUUCGAGGAAACGAAAGCCAUUUCGGAGGAACAUACUUAUGUCAAGUGGCAGUACUUCGGAUCAGAGGAAGGUGUUAUGACCAACUUUCCAACAUAUGAUGAUUCUGAACCAUGUGACAGAUACGAUCCUCGUUACAGACCUUUUUAUGUGGAAACUGCUACUCCUGAAGCGAAAGAUGUGGUGCUUGUUAUGGAUACAAGCUGGUCUAUGACUGGAGACAAAUUAAGGGUCGCUAAAGAGGCUGCAAUAACAGUUUUAGAUACCAUGAAUCCAAAAGAUCAGGUUGGCAUUGUUUCAUUUGUGGGUGACGUCAAGACGCCACAAGAUGUUGACUGCUACAGUGAGCAGUUAGCUCUUGCAAUUCCUGCAAAUAUAAGACAUUUGAAGGACUUCGUCGAUAAACAACACGCUUCUAAUGGUCAAACAAGAUUCAUACCGGCUUUUGAGAAGGCGUUCCAGUUACUGAAAGGCUCGGUCUCUAAAAACGCAGGGAAAAGCAAAAAACGAGUUAUUUUAUUUCUGACGGACGGGGAUCCCUCGGAUUCCAAGGCGGACUUGUUCAGGAUCAUUAGGGACCGGAACUUGGAGCUCAAUAACUCUGUCAUCAUUCUAACGUACGGAUUUGACAGGGCAUACCAGGAAAUUCUGAUAGAUAUCGCCAACCAAAACACGAUAAAGUAUGGCGUACCAGCAAAUACGUCCGUCGGAGACAUCGCGCGUGGAAGCUACACUUUUGUUGAAGAUAUCAGGACGCUGAGAAGCAAAAUGGCAACGUAUUAUGCUCUAUUUGCGAAGCAGCUUAGUCGUCCAGUGGUUUCUGUACCAUAUGUUGACGCGUUUGGGACCGGGCUUUUAGUGUCUGUAACCCUGCCUUGCUACCAUCAAGGAAGGUUUAUUGGCGUGACUGGGACAGAUAUCAAUAUUGAAGACCUUAUGCCUGACAUUCUUGAGUACGUUAAACAAGGCAGGACCACCUAUGCUUUUAUGAUCAUGACAUCUGGAAGGACCGUAAUCCAUCCACUUCUACCAGCUCCAGCUGACGCCUACGGUUACCCUAUUUAUAUGGACAUAAGGAACCUGGAACGGCCGGAGUCCGAGUUCAAGGCCAUUUUUGACUCGAUGGCAAGAGGUGUGAGUGGAUCCAAAUCAUUCUACGCCGCCCGGUAUCUACCUAAAGGGGGAAACAUAACGGAAGGAGUCACAGAGACGUAUAUUAACUCAACGUAUCAUUGGCGUCCUCUAAAUGGCACGGAUUUUUAUCUUGGAGUAGUCAUACCAAUCUCCAUGAAGAACGAAAUGUUAGACACUUUAAAAAUCCCAGUUGAUUACACCUUUAACUAUCAUCGAAUAGACCUGGCGCCAACUCAGAAGACGUGUUUAAACUUUGGACGACUAGCAACAAAGGAUACCACCGUUGUAAAAUUUGCACCAGACGCCUUCCUGGAUCCUUACGAAUAUUUUGGCACCGAUGAAACGGAAGCGAGUGUAAAGUUACUAACCUACUACAUGAUGGGUCUAGCGGGUAGUGAAGCAUAUUCCAAGCUAAGAGACGGCAUUCGGGACACCGUGAUUGCUACCUGGAGAGCAGAAGAUUUGUGGUUAAAUGCCAAGACAGAGCUGACACAAUACUUGAUCAAAAGAUACAUUGGUACAGCAGAUGGAGUUUUUAGGGAAACUCCAGGUGAUGUGUUGUCCAGAGGUUAUGAUCCCCGAAGACGACCCUGGUAUUACGCUGCAUUACGUCAUUCGGGAUUUCUUACUCUUACAACACCAUAUUUGGACGCUACUGGAGCUGGAGUGGUGAUAACCGCAGCCCGCGCUUUGUAUCGCGGAGAGUCAAGUCGCAUUCAUCAAACAAGUGAUGAGGUGUUGGGGGUCAUGGGAGCCGAUUUUCCGCUGACCUAUUUUUACAGGUUAAUAGCAAAGAACUACCCAAAGUGUGAGGAUAUACAAGCCUAUUCGUGCUUCGUUAUGGACAGCGCUGGUUUCCUUGUCAUGCACCAGAGCUUUAUGGACCCUUCAGCUUCGAGACAAGCGAUAGAGCGCGUGCAUAUCGCCGAGAAAGAGGAGCAUAUAGCAGAAGACAUGAUUAACAAGGGUUAUCUGGUUAAAAAGGAAUGCCGAAACCUAGAAGACAUAGAAGAGCAUACAUUUUAUGAAGUCAAUUUACCUCAAUCUGGUGAAGUGGAUGCAACAGAUAAUGCUGGAAGUUGUACUAAAUACCAAAUUGGAAAAAUUGAAGGGACAAACAUGUAUUUAGGAAUUUCUUUGAGAGAUCCAGGUUGUUCUCGAGGCUGUACUUGUUCUUCAAAUGAACCGUGUAAAUUCUUAUCUUGCAAAUGCCCUUGUAUCUCUUCACUGGAUUUUCAUUACUGUCGCGGAGAGUUCCCCAAUAGCAGCCUUCCUGUUUGCCCAGCGCUGGCCCCUGACCAGUCGGAAGUUCUUUCUCCAAAGAAAGAAUGCCCUAGGUUGGAAAAAUGCUUUGAUCCUCACUGCAAAGAGAAAAGCGGUCAGCACACCUGCGAUGGGAUUGUUAGUUGCUAUUGGUGCGAGAGGGAUAAAGAUGAUGUCAUAUUACCUAAGCCGUACUGUGAUAGUUACGAACAGUGCUUCAGAGGGAAAGAGACUCCGGCCAUUAAGGACGAUGAACCAAAUUGUGGCCAAGCAGAGACGUCAAGUCCAGAUGGUGGUGAUAAUGGCGGUUUGUCUCCUGGUGUCAUUUUAGGAAUUUGUACAGGGUGUAUAAUCAUCGUGGCGGUGGUAGUGGCUGCACUAUAUUGGGGUAAACGUCAUUACCGACCAAUGGGUGAUAUGCCGAAUAAUCAUGAGCCGGACCAUCCCAUGUCAAUUGAUAACCCCAUUGGUCCUGUAUACGCAGCUAUCAAUGACACCCAGAGAGAAUCUGGAUCACAACCUUCCACAAAUGGAGACCUAAACAUCAUAAGUAAGCAACCUGAAUCUCAUGACCAGCUACCAAGCAUUCCCUUGAAAAGAAAGGUCAGUGGUAACCAGCCCCCUCCCAUUCCGGCAACACGGAGGCCUUCUGGAGCCGUAGAAACACUGGCUAUGGGAAUUUUGCAGUUGAGCGAUCAAGAACAUCCCAGAAAGGCAUCCAUUGACGUUGGAAGAGUAAACGCUCAUCGAGCUAGGAGACCUUCUGAACUUGGCGACCCAUCUACCCCUAUUCCUGAGGAAAACACGCUUCAGGUGACAUACCCGCCGACCAGUUGGGGAAACAGCAAGAGAGUCUAUGGUAAUAUGCAGUGUUCUGACAUGACAAACAUAUCAAACCAUCUUCCUGAAAGGGAUAUGCCUCAGACAACAAACCCGGCGACUAUUUCGGAACAGGGAGAAAGACUAUAUGGCAAUGUAACGCCAAAGGUUGCUAAAAUACCAGUGGAAUCACAUGAUGAAGGGGCUGGUGAUAUCACUGACGAUAAUGUAUACUUGGAAUUCGGUAAUACCGGGGAGGCUCCUGUAGAAACACAACAAACUUAAUAAACAACUGAAAACUAGAACUCAGGUCAAUAUUCCACGCUAUACAUGCUCCUACUAAAUGUACGUACUAAUGUUAGCUGCGGAGGUGCAGUUGUUACAGAGGUAUUCAUUUUAGAGUGUAGUCUGAUUUAUAGAUAUGUCUUGUAGAGACAUAUUCACCAUAGGGACGUAUCUGCCUUAGCAAUAUGUCUGCCAUACGGAUGUCUGCCUUGAGGCAAUUAAUUUAAGUUAGAGUCUUCUUUAGAAGAGGAACUGCUCUAGAUACAUAUCAGCUAAAGGAAGGAGCUUGUAUCUGCUGAAGAGAGAGUUUUUUCUUAAAUUGGAGUUUACCUUAGCGCUAGAGAAGUGCCUUCCUUGGAACAAUUUCCGUCUCAGAGCGAGAUCCCCAUGCAAACAAGUAGGGUUCAGCUUUAGAUGUCUUCCUCAGAUAAAUAUCUUCUUUACAGUGAUUUAUACCUCAGAGCGGAGCUUUCAUGGCAAAUAUGUGCCAGGCUGGGAUAGAUUUCAUCAAAAGAAAGAUAUCUUCCUUACACGUAUUUAUGCUUUAGAGGGGAGUUUGCAGUAUAAAGAUAUUUCCUUACAGAUACGACUUUCAUGGAGAGAUGUCUAACUCAAAGACGUCCCUGCCUUGACCUUGUGUCCCAUAUCCACUGCAGAUACGUCCCUGCCUCAACGAGGGUAUAUGUCAAUCAUGUGUGAUGGAUGCAUUGGGCAAGAGUACUCCAAAGUAAUAACUUAAAAAGGCAUGUCACGCUUAGAUGACGAAGCUGUGACUGUAAGGUUAAAAUAGUCGAACAUAAAAUAAAUAGGGGAGUGUGUAACCGACUUCCUCUGAUAAAUAAGAAAAAAAAGCUGACAGAAUAUUCGAAACGAGUUAUUUAAUGAAAGUAUAGCACACAAAAUGUUACCUUUAGUAAUAACACUAUUUCGAGUGCAAUUUGGACUAAAUAAUGAUCACUACCUAUUACCUAGAUUAAAGAACAACACUGCAAAGGCUCUUCCCUCCAAGUGAAGCAUAGGCCAUCAAAGAUCUCGAUCUCGAUCUCGAUCUCGAUCGACUCUGGGCUGUCCUUUCUACCUCGGCCCAGAUAGUACUACUUCUCUUUAGUUUUGACAAAGGCCAACACUCCCAGUGAUGUUUAAAAAUGAUGUAACUGCCGUAUUACGGUGGCUUUCAAAAUAAUAUUCAAAACAAUGCAGCUCGAAAUAUCCCUAUUGACACUGUCUAAAUAACUGCACAAAGUGUGGUUGUUGCAUGUUUAUGGGGUACUUAAGAGAUAGCCGUCUAUAGCAUCGAGUGCAAUGACAAAUAUUAGUAAAAACUGGAUCAUUGGAUAAUGCAAUUCAGGAGUGUUUAUUGGCUUAGCCAUCAUGGUAUAUUAGCGAUGCUCUACAUAUAUGGUUAGCGCAUUUGGGGGACGUUUUUAAUAAAACAAUUAUUCCACUCGCGCCUAUCAGAUAUGGGAUAAAAAUAGCCAACUCGGCGCUACGUGCCUCGUUGGAUAUCUACCAUCUCAUAUCCAACGCGCGCUCGUGAAAUAAUUGUUAAAAAAAAACUCUGUUUACCUCGUCUGUAUGUAUGAGAGGUGAUGGAGGGGUGGAGGGGUGGGGUAGAGACCCUCGCUAACUUUGAGAAUUUGUUACUUUAAAAGCAAUAAAGCAAUCUGGUAACUUUUCCCACAAGAUAAGUGGAUUU
Molecule: messenger RNA, 6047 nt
Organism: Orbicella faveolata
Lineage: Eukaryota; Metazoa; Cnidaria; Anthozoa; Scleractinia; Merulinidae
Product: VWFA and cache domain-containing protein 1-like
Cellular component (GO): voltage-gated calcium channel complex
Molecular function (GO): voltage-gated calcium channel activity
Source: RefSeq, a predicted model, not a curated record